Molecule: messenger RNA, 747 nt
Organism: Cetraspora pellucida
Lineage: Eukaryota; Fungi; Glomeromycota; Glomeromycetes; Diversisporales; Gigasporaceae
Source: the annotation of a GenBank genome assembly
AUGGCUACUAAAACAGCUUCCCCAAAGACCCAAAAACCUAAAGUUAAUAACUUUGUAUUGGUCUUAGAGCAGUUUCUAGAAAAGCAUAAUCUGACGGCUGACUCUAUCUCAGAACAAUUAAACAAACAUGCUCCCAAACUCGAUCAGAUAGAGGCUCUCUUACCAGAUAAGAGAAAAGGAAAACUUACCAUAGAGGAAAGGGCAAAAUAUUGUGCUAAAAUCAGUGAUGCUAUGGACAUUUUCACCUAUCAUUUAGAUUUAGACCCAAAAAAUGAUUAUGAAAAUAAAAUAGUCGCUAAUGUUUCUAAAAUUCCAUCUAAAGAAGAUCUUGCGGAUGUAAUUGUGAUGUUGAGUAUGAGACCUGCAAAAGUAAGAUCUCCUCAAAUUUUUCACUAUGAAUCAGAUCCUUUGAAUGCUCCAGUAUGGUAUAAAGAAGAAAAAAGCCUGAAAUGCAUCAGAGAAUUACUCACCUGGAUCCAAAAUGCAAUCAAAACAAAAAAGUUGCAUGAUCCUGUCUUUACAGAAAAUGAAACAUAUUAUGGAAGUAAACAUGCUUCCAGAAUUCAUGAUAAUAAGAAACCAACUCCCCAACAUCUUAAACUGCUUUCAAAAAUUGCAAUGAGGCAAGAAUCAGACCACCUUGAUGCAGGUGAUAAUUACGCUAUAGGCAAUACAGAAUCAGAAGAGUCUGACUCUGAACCAAAGACAACUGAAAUUGAUGCAAUGUUAGCUGAAAUUCAGAAAUAA